Messenger RNA from Cokeromyces recurvatus, 2604 nucleotides. Its product is annotated as kinase-like domain-containing protein. NCBI's taxonomy places the organism in Eukaryota, Fungi, Mucoromycota, Mucoromycetes, Mucorales, Mucoraceae. The coding region runs from base 1 to 2604 and encodes 867 amino acids. The transcript has 6 exons. Gene Ontology annotation, molecular function: ATP binding; protein binding; protein kinase activity. The record is from RefSeq and is a predicted model, not a curated record. Gene Ontology annotation, biological process: protein phosphorylation.
AUGAAAAGUGAUAACAAACAACAACAAGUUGUUUGGUCUUCUGAGAAUGUUACAAAUUGGCUAAUUUCAAAUGGCUGGAGUUCUCUUGUAAAUGCAUUUAAUGAAAAGUUUAAAUUAGAAUACAACAUUCAGCAUGAUCGUUUUCUUAAUUUAAACAUGGAAACUCUAAACGAUUUAUUAAAAAAUACAGACAUUUCAACACUAGACAAGCAACAACUUGUUACUGCUAUACAAAAAUUAAAAAGACAGAGUCAAGUACAGCGAUUAAAACCACGUAUUGCUAUACCUUCAUUUUUCAAACGAACUCCAAACCGUAAUUCAAAAAGCUCUAUUACAAGUACUUCAACUUAUUCUUCAACUAAUUCCUUAUUAUUACCUACCACUACUGCUACAAAUUAUACUACUAAUUUCGAUAUCACACAACAUAUACCCAAAAGAACAUCAUCAACUGAGACAAAUAUCUCGAAACUACUCGAAAAUUUUAAUCCUUCAAGCACAACACUUUAUUUAUCAUCUAAAAGACCAAAGAGUUCACGUAUUAAUGUUACUGAUCCGGAAGUAUUAAGCAAAUUAUUUGGUAAACGAUUACCAAUAUCACAACAGCCUCAAGAUCAUCGAAUUCAGGUUACUUUAGAUGCUGACACUUUUAUUCGAUUAUGGAUUAAACAUCCAAGUAAUGCUCUUGAUAUUAAGCAUGCUGUAUUAUUUAAAUUAAAUAUUGACGCUGACCCGAAUUAUUUUUUAUUUUAUCAUGAAAAUGGGCCGCAAGCAAAUGAUAAUCAUACAAAUCGAAUUUUAGUUGUUCCAAUAGAGGGCUAUACUUUAGUUCAGCAAUAUCAAAAUAAUAGCUACAUGACUCGAUAUAUACUUAUUCAGAAUAGUCCAGUACCGAGUCCAAUCUCUUCUUCUUCUAUUACGGGUAUUCAAUUAAUGGAUCCUCAUGAAGAAUAUAAUGAAGAACUAUCACCUAUUCCUUCUUCUAAUUUUUGGACUACUACACCAUCAACGCUAGAUCAAGCAAAAGCUUCUACAGCAUCCCCUUCUUCAUCAUGGUAUGUUCAUACCUCUAAUGUAUCAUCUUCACCUGUAAGUACUCUAUGGCCUGUAGGUGAACUACGUACAGAAAAAAGUGGUGAUUCACCUGGUAUGGAACGUAUUAUAGAAGGUAUUUCUUUAUAUGAUCCUCCUACACCAAUUCAAGAUCAGCCUACAUCUCAACUUCCUAAUAACACAACAAUACAUGUUGAAUCGCCUCCUUCUCCAAAUGAUACUGAAAAAAGGGCACUAAAGUUAGAUAAAAGCAAAAACGAUCAACCAUUAUUAUCAUCUUCUUCUUUUGAUUUAGUAUCAAAACAAACAAGUGAAGAUGAUAUAUUUGGUGAACGACCUUCAGUUGAAAAAUUAUAUCAAAAUAUUGACAAAUAUUUACCUGGACAUGAUUUAGAUAAAGAAAUUUUGAUAGAAACAAUCAAUAAUAAUAAUAAUAAUACAAUUGCAAUAACUGAUAUAAUAGUGCCUACUGCGUCUAAACGAUUAUUAGGUCACCAACCUUCAGUUCGGGUUGUAGCGAAAGAAGCUCAUCAACGAUGGAAGCAAGCAGCAAAUAACGUCAUGAUAGUCAAUAACUUUAUGCUACGACGUAAAUCAACCAAGAUGUGGGAUCGACCUGUAGAGCGCGUCAAACCUGGAGAAGAGAAUCGGAUUAUCUUACCAAACGGUAUUACACCUACAAAGAUGCAAUGGAUGAAAGGUAACCUUAUUGGGCGUGGAUCAUUUGGACGGGUCUAUCAUGCACUCAAUAUUGCCACAGGUGAAUGGCUUGCAGUGAAAGAGGUAGACGUUGUGGUAACACAAGCAGACAAACGGAAUGCAGAUCUUCAAGCUGCCUCGGAUGCACUUUACCGUGAGAUAUCUUUAUUGAAAGAUUUGGACCAUAUGAAUAUUGUUCAAUAUAUGGGAUAUGAUUGUAAUACAGAUGAGGGACAGAUUUACAUCUUUUUGGAAUAUGUUCCAGGUGGAAGUAUUUCUAGUUUAUUAAAUCAAUAUAAAUUCUUUGACGAACCGUUGAUUAAGUUUUUCACAAGACAAAUAUUACAAGGAUUACAAUAUUUACACGAACGCCAUAUUAUCCAUCGAGAUAUUAAAGGAGGCAAUGUACUGAUUGACCAAAAUGGAAUAUGUAAGAUAACAGACUUUGGUCUCUCCAAGAAUCAGCAAGAAAGUGGAGUCUAUGAUCCACAUUCAAAUCAUUCACAGAUGAAGGGAACUCUUUACUGGAUGGCACCAGAAGUAUUAACAAAUAACUAUAGUGCUAAAGUAGAUGUAUGGAGUUUAGGAUGUACAGUGUUAGAAAUGAUUACAGGACAGCAUCCUUGGACAGAACUCACUACAUUAGCUGCUUUAUAUCAAAUUGGAUUACAUAAUGCACCAGAUAUACCUGACUAUAUCUCAAACGAAGCUAAGGAGUUCUUACAGCUAUGUCUUAAAAUUAAACCAGAAGAUAGACCUACUGCAAGUGAAUUAUUACAGCAUCCUUUUGUUCAAGUUGAUCCAAAUUUUAACUUUAAAGAAUCUUUAAAACAACAACAGCCUAAGCUAAUUUAA